Molecule: messenger RNA, 4238 nt
Organism: Cygnus olor (mute swan)
Lineage: Eukaryota; Metazoa; Chordata; Aves; Anseriformes; Anatidae
Gene: WSCD1
Product: WSC domain containing 1
Molecular function (GO): sulfotransferase activity
Source: RefSeq, a predicted model, not a curated record
GGAGCCGGGAUCGGCGCGGAGCCGGGCUUAGCCGCCUCCCAGACAUGCGUCCCGGCUCCUUGUGAUCUUCCACCGGAUCGGCCGGGACUUUGCCUCACUACACCGGGAGUUCCUUGACCGCAAAAGAAAGGUGCGGGCGCCAGCCACGGGCAGCUUGGCGAUGGCACCAGCCCGGGGCUGUGCCCAGCCUGUCGGCUGCCUGGGAGCCUGAUGGCCACAAGGGUCCGGCCACGGGCGGCCGGAGAGAAGACCGCACAGCGGGAGACGGCACCGAAGUGAUGGGCUGAACUUACGGGAGGAACCAGCACCUAUCCAGGCAGGGGUCUGGGGACCCACUGGGAAGCGUGAAGGGCCCAUUUCAGUAAGGGCAUGGCCAAAGCUUUCUUCAGGCUACAGAAGUUUCUUCGGCGGACCCAAUUUCUGCUCUUUUUCCUGACAGCUGCUUACCUAAUGGCUGGCAGCCUCCUGCUGCUGCAGCGGACCCGCCUGGUGGUCCAGCAGGGGUCACGCGGGACCUCCGCCGGGCAGGCCCUGCUGGUGCCGGAGGCGAUGCUGGGCGCUGGGCUGGCAGACCCCCGGGCGGCACAGAGCCCCCGUCCCAGGCUGCUGGCGGGCACGGCCACGCUGCAGGAGCUGGCGCCGGCCCAGCGGCACGGCCCGCACUGGCUCACGUCCCGCAACUCGGAGCUGAGGCAGCUGAGAAGAAGGUGGUUCCACAGGUUCAUCAGCGAUCAGGAGCCCAUGCAAACAGCAGGACUCAAAGCGAUGAAGCAUACUGCUGAACACAAAGGUACCUACAUGGGAUGCUUCAGUGAUGAUUCGAGGGAGAGGACACUGAAGGGUGCUGUGUUUUAUGACUUAAGAAAAAUGACAGUAUCUCACUGUCAGGAAGCUUGUGCUGAGAGGGCUUACACCUACGCGGGCCUGGCAUACGGAGCAGAGUGCUACUGCGGAAACAAGCUCCCAGUCACUGCCUCCAGGCCUGAGGAGUGCAACAGCGAGUGCAAGGGCGAGAAGGGCUCCAUCUGUGGCGGGGUGAACCGGCUGUCUGUCUACAGGGUGGAGGAGCUGUGGGCAGCGGCACCACGACGGAGGAAUGUUAUCUAUCGAGGAUGUUUUAGAGCUCCAGAAAAUUUAACAGACACCUUUCCAGCCUCUUUGAUACAGCCCAAUUUGACGGUGGAGAUGUGCUCUGAAUUUUGCUCCAAGAAAGAAUUUCCCUUGGCAGUCAUCCGAGGGCGGGAGUGAUACUGCGGCUACCCCACUGGGCGCUUCUCGCUGCACAGCGGCGCCGACAGGCAGCUCUGCAGCGGGAUGCUCAACGUCAGCACUGCUGCCGGGGGGAAGUGCCUGGUCUACCAGACGCCAGUGCAAGACACCCGCUGCACAGACAGAAAAUUCUUAACCACUAAAUCCAAAGUGUUUGUUGCUUUGUCAAGUUUUCCUGGAGCUGGCAAUACAUGGGCUCGCCAUUUGAUAGAGCAUGCUACGGGCUACUACACGGGCAGCUAUUACUUCGAUGGAGCCCUCUACAACAAAGGUUUUAAAGGAGAAAAAGACCAUUGGAGAAGUAGAAGGACCAUCUGUGUGAAAACUCAUGAAAGCGGCAAGACAGAGAUUGAAAUGUUUGACUCUGCCAUCCUGUUGAUAAGGAACCCGUACAAGUCGCUCAUGGCUGAGUUCAACAGGAAAUUCGCUGGGCACCUAGGCUAUGCCACGGACCGCAACUGGAAGAGCAAAGAGUGGCCUGAUUUCGUGAACAGCUAUGCCUCCUGGUGGGCCUCCCAUGUCCUGGACUGGCUGAAGUAUGGAAAACGCCUCCUUGUCAUCCACUAUGAGGACUUGAAACAGAGCCUCAUCCCCAAGCUGAAGGAGAUGGUGGAGUUCCUCAACAUGACAGUGACAGAGGACCGGCUGCUCUGCGUUGAGAACAAUAGGGAUGGGAAUUUCAAGCGGUCUGGUGCUAAGCAGAAGAAUUUUGAGCCAUUCACCCAGGAAAUGAAAGAUCUUAUCAACAGAUACAUCCUGACAGUGGAUGAAGCCCUGAGGGGAAGAAACUUCACAGGGCUACCCAGAGAGUAUGUGCCAAGAUGAUAGUGUGGUAGCACUCAGCUAUGUUUAGAAAUAUAUAUUUUUUUUCAUAAAAAAAGACCUGUAUAGCAGCUAAAGCAAAGAUACUUGUGGAAUCUGCUGAGUAGUGCAAAUUCUCUCUACUCUUGGAUGUUCUUCAGGGCACUAAGAGCUCCAAAAGACAAAACAAGGAUAGAAACCAAGGCAAAGCUACCAGCGUCUGCCUGCGUGUGCCCCUCUGUGCACAAACGGCCAGAACUCCGCAGCUGCUGUGUGUGAUGCUGCUCCUGCAGCAGGCAUCCGCCACCAGGGUUGCUGGGGAUUUCACAGCUACCGAGUUGGAAAUGGGUAUAUGUAAAGGGAGAAAAAAAAGUCUUAACACUGACAAAUGAUUUUCAACGGAGCACUUAAGACAAUAAAUUCUGUUCUCAGCAUGGUCCAUGGCUUCCCUCUUCGGGUUUGCUGGCCAGGGCAGGCUCCAGGCUCCCUGUGGGAGCUGAAGCAAGCCCUUACCAGGCAGGGUGAGGGGAUCAGGCCCCCCAGGGAGCACCGAGGUGGUCUUGACAGAUGCUGAAGGCUGCACCACCACUCUCCAGAGCCAGCCAGCAAGGUGCUCGCCCCAGCUACUGCUGCUUGCUCCGCUUUGUGCCAGGGAGUACACGGUGCUCAACAGCCACCAGCGUGGAAGCCUAUGAACGGCACAGCCUAAGGGACUGCAAGAUGCUUCUGUUCGUGUGAAAUAAAGGAUUCCUUGAAAACCUGCCUGAAAACAGUAGUUUUAAUAAAAUAAGGAGUUUGUAUAAAGGGAGCUGGGCUUCCUCUGCGUGUGUCAUUUGUGCUUUGAAAUAAUAGUCCCAUUCCACACACAGCUCCCUGUUUGUGCUUGGGACACUUCCCCCCCCAGCCUCUCCCCUCAGGUCUCCCCCAGCAACCAAACUACCUUGACAGUGGUGCAGUUACAGACAACUGAGCAGAUUUACAACAAAAGCCAAAAAUCUUCUGCCAUUUACAUGACAAACACAGCCAGAAGAAAAUCAGCUUGAUUCUGAUGCUGAAAAUCCACGUAAAGGCAAGUGGGGAAGAAUUAAAAACAAAACACACACACACAAAACAGAACAAAGGAGGUUGUGGCAAAUGAUUUAGAAAGCUUUAUUCAGCUUCCAUUACCUGAACCCCACUUAAUAUUAAUACCCAACGUUUUACUUUUUCACAUAAGCUGCACUAUAUAAUGGUUGUCACUAAAACGUUAACAGAAAAGAUAAUAGUAGGCAACCUUGACAAAUGUCACUCCAAGUAGUUGUAAAACAUCACUAAGAGUCAGACAACUGACAGAAAAGUAGAAUCCCUAAAAUCCAACAAGAGGAAAGCACUUUCUUUAAAUAGCGAAUAAGCAUUCAUAUUCCUAAAGUAACACGCACACCGCACUGCACAAUGCCUUCACAUCAGCAAAUACAAAUUUCAGCCAGCUUGAGCCUUCCUUGCUCUCCCUGACUGGGGAGCAGCGUCUGGGCACCCCCAGCACUCAUGCACCGGGACACGUGGUGGUGGCGCGAGGGCUUCCCACUGGCACCUUCUGCCUGGGGCUGCUGGCCCGCCACACGCGCGGGUCCGUGCCUUCAGAGUUCUCCCUGCCAGCCCCCUUGUAGUGGAGAACAAGCAACAAAGUGGGUAAAUCUGGAAGCUGCAAAAUAGGUCUAUCACCACCGUUACUGUGACUUAAAAAAGAACAGAUUCUUUUUGGACAUAGGCAUUAAAAUGCUUUGAAGACCUGUUUGGGCACCAAUUCCUGUCAGUGGAUUUGGGCCAUGUCCCAUGGAAUUUGAGCCCAGGCCUAGGCCAGUUGUGCAAAUUCUUCACACGAGACCGCAGGCCAGAACUGUGGGUCCACCACAAAACAUGAGGAUUGUGAGAAAGACAUUACAUUGCCAUUACAUAGCUUGGUCUAAAUUUAUGGAAUCAUUUAAGUACAUAUAUAGGUCAUUUCACCACUGUAACUGGUGAGGAUACAGACAGCUUGCAAACUCUCAAAAAGACUUUGUAAUUAUGUGCAUGUCCUGUAUUGAAGGCUCCAGGUGGCUAAAAUUAGAACUGUAGAACAUGAAUAUUCAUAAACUCUGUGCAUGCCAAAAAUCAGCUCAUUGUAGCUAACCAAUACUCAAUAAAUGAGG